CGCUCAUUAUCCUUACUUUACUUUUCUCUAUGAUGGAACCCCUCCCAUUGCUCUAGCCAUAAGCUAUGGCAGCUCCAGCUCACAACCACAAGGGCCCGCCCGCUCUGCGAGGCCAAAGUGGGCUCAACGGUCAACCUCCAUUCUAAUUAUGUUAGGGGUUCUUUUGCCUUUGCCGGAUCUAGAGAGAUACUAUAAGUCCUCCGUCCCAGAUUCCAUCACCACGACCAUCUGGUUCAUUAGUACUAUCAAAGAGUUUCAUGCUUACAUUACUGUUACUAAUGAUUUUAUUACCUUGGACCAUGAAGACCCCAGUCGUGCUUCUGGUUGGUUCAUAACAUCACAUUUGUCGCAUAACACUGCAAGAAUUCCUCUGAAAUUGAGCCUUUUAUCUGUUCUUGUUGAGAAG
Messenger RNA from Ilex paraguariensis (yerba mate), 406 nucleotides. The record is from the annotation of a GenBank genome assembly. NCBI's taxonomy places the organism in Eukaryota, Viridiplantae, Streptophyta, Magnoliopsida, Aquifoliales, Aquifoliaceae.